Messenger RNA from Theobroma cacao (cacao), 1845 nucleotides. RefSeq names its product putative aspartyl protease At4g16563. Gene Ontology annotation, cellular component: extracellular region. Gene Ontology annotation, biological process: proteolysis. Gene Ontology annotation, molecular function: aspartic-type endopeptidase activity. The record is from RefSeq and is a predicted model, not a curated record. Lineage: Eukaryota; Viridiplantae; Streptophyta; Magnoliopsida; Malvales; Malvaceae.
GUAUAGAGGAAAUCACGACAUUAUCUCAAUUGCCAUUAAUUCCCUUACAAUAGUAGAAGCACAUGCACCAUGUUCACAUCCGUUCCGCUGUUGUUCUACGUAUAGUUUCAUUUCAUUACAGUUGAGCCAAAUUUAACACCCAAACCUAACUCAUCAAGCAUUUCACUUAUAUUAAAGUAAGCUCUCUCAACCCCCCAAAAAAAAAGGUCUUAAAAAUAUCUUCGAAAAGCAAACCAUGUCUCCUCCUUGUGAUCUCUGUUUCUUAUCUUUUCUGCUCUGCACUUUCCUCAUCAUCUCCUCUGCUUUGCAUUUACCACUCGCACAACUCCAAAAAAACCCGUCUCCAGAUCCCUACCAAACCCUCAACCGCCUUGCUUCUUCCUCCUUAAAAAGAGCCCACCACCUCAAAAACCCCCAGCCCACAGCCACCAAGGGAGGUGCUUCCCCCACCACCACCACCACCACACCACUCUUUUCCCACAGCUAUGGAGGCUACACCAUUUCCCUCAGCUUUGGCACUCCUCCUCAAACCCUCCCUUUCGUCAUGGAUACUGGCAGUGACUUCGUUUGGUUCCCUUGUACUCAUCACUAUCUCUGCAAAAACUGCUCUUUUUCUUCCUCCAACAUCCCAUCUUUUAUCCCUAAACAAUCUUCGUCUUCCAAAAUUCUUGGCUGCCAAAACCCAAAAUGUUCCUGGAUCCACCACACCAACGCAACCCAAUGUGAUGAAUGUGGAAACAACUCUACUCCCCAAAACUGCUCUCAAAUCUGCCCUCCUUACUUUAUCUUCUAUGGCUUAGGAACCACGGCAGGCUUUGCAUUAUCCGAAACCCUGAAUCUUGGAGAUAGAAUUGAGCCCGACUUCUUAGUGGGAUGCUCCCUUCUCUCUUCCCACCAACCCGCUGGCGUUGCCGGGUUCGGCCGUGGCCUUCCUUCUUUACCUACUCAACUUAAGUUGGAUAAAUUCUCUUACUGUCUCAUCUCUCACCGUUUCGAUGACUCUACUAGUAGCAGCCCUUUGAUACUUGAUAGUAACUCGGAUUUUGAUAAGAAAAAGAUUGGUUUAACCUACACACCGUUUCUCAAAAACCCCAUUGUCCAAGGCAAAGAAGCCUUUAAAGUUUACUAUUACCUUGGUUUAAGGAAGAUAUCAGUAGGAGGCCGCCACGUUAAGGUUCCCUACAAAUAUCUUUCCCCUGGAAAUGAUGGCAAUGGCGGCUCUAUAGUGGAUUCUGGGACGACUUUCACGUUCAUGGCACGUGAGGUAUUCGAGCCUGUAGCUGAAGAGUUUGUAAAACAAGUUAAGAAGUAUAGUAGAGCUCGUGAUGUUGAGGAUUUAACCGGGUUGAGGCCUUGCUUCCAUGUGAAGGGAAGGGAGAAGGUGGAGUUACCUGAAUUGAGGUUGCAUUUUAAGGGAGGUGCUGAGAUAGCGCUGCCGCCGAAUAAUUAUUUUGUGUUGGUUGAUGGUGGGGCGGCGUGUUUGACGGUGGUGACGGGUGGUGGUGUCGGUGGAGGGGAGGGUGAAGUGGGGCAGAGUGGGCCAGCUGUGAUAUUGGGGAAUUUUCAGAUGCAGAAUUAUUAUGUGGAGUAUGAUUUGAGGAAUGAGAGGUUAGGAUUAAGGCCGCAGUUAUGUAUAUAGUAAAAACCUAUGGUCCAAUAUUUGGAAGGGGUGGGGCACUUGUUUGAAACUGUUGAAGAAUUAGUUUGUAUUUCGAGAAAAUUGGGGAAGGAAAUUAGAGUUAGUAUUAAUCUACGGUUUGGCCUUUUGAUCUUCAUUCAUAUCUUGAUUAUGCUGAGCCUGUAAUGUAAUGAUACAUUGUUAAUUAUAUUAGGGUGUUCCACAAA